This is a messenger RNA of Chiloscyllium plagiosum (whitespotted bambooshark), 2464 nucleotides long. RefSeq names its product mitochondrial ribosomal protein L27 (gene mrpl27). Gene Ontology annotation, molecular function: structural constituent of ribosome. The record is from RefSeq and is a predicted model, not a curated record. Gene Ontology annotation, cellular component: ribosome; mitochondrial large ribosomal subunit. Gene Ontology annotation, biological process: translation. Lineage: Eukaryota; Metazoa; Chordata; Chondrichthyes; Orectolobiformes; Hemiscylliidae.
CUCACGAAGUAUCUAUUGUUCUGCAAAAUGUAGAAGGAGGUUCAUAGGGAUUGCGCGGUUAGUGCGGCCUUUAACCUUGUUGCUGCAUCCAGGAGCCUGUUCAGGUUAACCAGGUUCAGGGGUCAGGAAGAUGGCGGCGUUCAUCUCCUUGGUCAGAGCCUGUGCUCAAAGCGGAUUUUUGGCUUUUCCACAGUCAGCAGUUAUUGUUGUGAGAUGUGCAUCCAAAAAGGCAGGUGGCAGUUCCAAAAAUUUGGGUGGGAAGAGCCCAGGUCGGCGAUAUGGAUGGAAGAAAGGCGAUGGGAAUUUUGUUCGUAUUGGAAACAUUCUGGCAACGCAGCGCCUGAUUCGCUGGCACCCAGGAGCCAAUGUAGCAAUUGGUCGGAAUAACACUCUCGUCGCUCUUGAAGAUGGUAUUGUCCGUUAUACUAAGGAGAUCUAUGUACCACCACCCCGCAGCUUAGAGAGCAUGAAAGUGAUCUCUCGUCUUCCAAAGGGGGCACUCCUUUACAAGACAUUUAUCAAUGUGGUCCCAAACAAACAGGAAGGUUGUUUUAAACUGGUGGAAAUGCUUUGAUCUUGUGGAGCGAUUUUUCUGUGCAUAACACAUUAACGGAUGGGGCAAGUGAAUGACAAUGGAUCUAUUCUGUUAAGCUCCAAACAGCAGCUUCAUUUGAAUUCUAUGAAUUUCAUGAUAGACCCAAGGCACCCCCCCCCCUGAAUUGACACUGGCUCCAUCUGGUAAUAUUGAAUGAUUAACCUUGAUGUUGUAACAUUUAGUUUCUUGAUACUGCUGGCAUUCUUUGCAAGCUGGUACAGGGCAGUGGGCAUUGUAUUUUUUGUUUUCGUUAUAAGAGUUCUAUUCAUGUCCUGAACCAUUUUUGUGUGAUACUCUUAUAAUUUGAGUUGAAUUGGUUUCUGUUUGUGUUAUCUGAAAAGCCAUUGGAGAAUAUACCAGCACACACUGUCUGAACAUUAGUAGAGAUGUUAUCAGCUUGUCUGCAAAAUACAUAUUGUUUUGCUAGUUUUCUUCAGAUUUAGUAAAGUAAUAACUUGGCUAGGGUACAGAACCACUAGUAGUUGAUAUCCGAGAGUGUAGCUCUAAGAUAAUCACUCUUCAUUUGUGAACCUGCCAAUGAGGAUGUAAUGAAUCUUACCAUUCAAACUAUCAUGCUUAUGCUGGGCCUUUGAAAGAGUGUUACAAUUAGUUGUACUCUCUGCUCUUCCCCCAUAUUCUUGCAAAUGAUCCUGUUAUUUAAUCAAUCAGUGGGUUAUUUGACCUUGCUAAGAGCAGAUACACAAACCACCCCUCACUUAACAUAAAUGAGCUCACCUUUUGGCCUGGUGGCGUCAAAGUUUAUCUUGGUCAGAAUUUCCACUCCAAUUUAACUUGGCACCUUCUGUUCUUCACAUAAAUAUUUCUUGUUCUCCAAAUAUAGGUGUUAUAGUCUUUACUCAAAGAGUGAAAUUGUAUUUUAUUCUAUUCUUUUGCCUGAUCUUUUCACCUGAAGGCAGAUUCAUGUUGAAUUGCAGACAUGUUAACAAGUUUUGUGUGCCUCAUUACAAUGUUCUUCACCAGUGAACCCAGCCUAGGUCUAGUAAGCUCUUCAAUCUUGGAUAGAGUUCAGUAUCUCUCUCUCUCUCUCCCCACUCUUGUAACUGUUUCCAUAAGUAGUCAGUCUCCACAGUAAAAGCUGCAUCUUGAUGAAAGCAGCGAAGGUAGUCAUAUCAGAGUCGAAUAACUCUUGUGUGGGGAAAAUUGCAUCAGCUACCCGCCACAAGCUUCUGUUUUUUUUUCCAAAAGGCAUUCAAGACCAUUGCAGACAAACCAUAUGUUUGGUCUGAAACUUGAGAGUUGGACGUUUGUAAUUCAUAGUUCACACAACAUUUUGUACUAGUUUUUUUUCUAUGUGUAAAUUGUUGUAAAACAAGAAUGUCUGUGAUCCUCCUCAUGUAGUCAAUGUACACUGCAUUUUGACUCUUUGCUCUUGUGCAAUCCCUUGGUGGUUGGUGCCAUGCUCUGACCUGUACUCCUUCAGAGUAUUGUUACUCCCAGCAGUCUCCUAUGCUGAGUUUUGAUUUGAGAAAGGCAUAUAUUCUCAGGCGACUGUGUGUGGAGUUUGCACAUUCUCCCAUGUCUGUGUGGGUUUCCUCCGGGUGCUCCGGUUCCCUCCCACAAUCCAAAAAUGUGCAGGUUAGGUGAAGUUAGAAAUAAUUAAAAACAAAAAAGGCUGGAAAUCAUUGUGGAGGAUGGAAAUGCAUUGGAAUAAUCAAGCUUAGAGGUGACAAAGUUGGAUAAGGGUUUCAAUGGUAGAGGGGCUGCGAUGUUGAAUAAGUAGAAGUGGGCCUUAGGUGAUAGGAGGUUUAGAAUUCAUUUGAGUAUCAAAUAGAAUGCCAAGGAUCAACACAGGUUGUUUCAGUUUGAGUAAGACUGUAAUCAGUGCUUGAAGAAGCAUUAUAUUAAUAA